AUGUUCCCGUUCUGCGCUGAGUUUGUGUCGGAGCUAGUGCGCAACAAGAGUCCGCUGCAUAAGCUCUUCAUGCACUCCACCAUUCUGCUGCUCAAGCUGUUGCCGCUGUGGCUAUGCGUCAAGGUUUUCUGGUUCAUGCGAGCCCCGUUCGGCCUGCUGCAGGUGACAGCAGGGGAGACCCAGGCGGUGCAUGAGAGGACACUGGCCACCAUAUACCGGGACAAGGUCAUGGACGUGCAAGGGCAGGCGGACAUCCUCAUUCUGGCGCCCAGUGCGUUGGGGCCGUACACCAAAGACAUGUUCCUCAACCCCCUCCUCGUGCGCGCAUGCCCGUGUGUGUUCACGCAACCCAUUCACCCCUUGUUUUCCUUGCCAUGUCUUGCUAUGCCUGCGCAUGCUGUGUGCUGUGCUGCUCCCAUCAUCCGUCCCCAUCCAUGCUCUUCUCAUCCGUCCCCAUCCAUGCUCUUCUCAUCCGUCCCCAUCCAUGCUCUUCUCAUCCGUCCCCAUCCAUGCUCUUCUCAGUCGCUCCGCACUCUAACCGCCCCGCGUGCCCCAUGGUUGUAUGAACCCAUGCAGGUGAACACAUACGCGCUGGGAUACUAUUACAACAUGUAUGUGGACGGCGUGCCUCUACUCAAGGAGGGCGGCUGUGUGAUAAUGGUGAACGAGAUGAACUACGAGUGGUCAUCGCCGGCGCACGACGCGUACCGGCGGCUCUUUGAGGAGGUGCUGGCAGUGGCUCCAGGGCUGGACGAGUUUGAGCGCUUCCAGCAGCAGUUCGUGCAGGACGAGCACCUGAAUGACAUCUACCGCCAGGGCCUGGGGCCUGCUGCCGUGCACGGCUUUUACAUGUACACGUGGGCCGCUCACGGCAUGGAUAAGGUGGGCAAGGUGUAUGUGGUGGGUGCUGUGGACCCGCGGGGGCCGGCUGUGCUGCGCUGGGAGAUGGCGGACAGCAUACAGGACGCAGUGGACCAGGCGCGGCUGUUCCUGGGCAACAGCAAGGCGGAGGUGACGUAUCUGAGGUGCCCGCCGGUGGGGUAUGUGCGCGUGCACACGGAGGGGCAGGGGGAAGGCAGUGCUGCGGAGCAGGUGCAAGGGGAGGCAGCGCAGGCCGUGGGCAAUCACCACUGA
Molecule: messenger RNA, 1134 nt
Organism: Closterium sp. NIES-65
Lineage: Eukaryota; Viridiplantae; Streptophyta; Zygnematophyceae; Desmidiales; Closteriaceae
Source: the annotation of a GenBank genome assembly